AUGGAAGAACAGCUGAAGGCUGCUGGGAACAGGCUUCUUCAGCCUCCGGAUUCUCUUGAUAAACUCCUGCCUUUACUUGAUCAAAUUGAGGAUCUUCUCUCAAAAGUGGAGCAGUCGCCGGUGAAAUCCAUCCAAGCUGCUCUUUCCCCACUAAUGAAGGCGUUGGUUGCGGAUGAGCUUUUGAAGCAUUCAGAUGUUGAUGUAAAAGUUGCAGUUGCUUCUUGCAUAAGUGAAAUUACGAGAAUUACUGCACCAGAUGCUCCAUACGAUGAUGAGAAAAUGAAGGAUAUCUUUCAAUUGGUUGUAUCAUCUUUUGAACAUUUAUCUGACCAAUCCAGUAGAUCGUAUGCUAAGAGGACCAUGAUACUUGAAACUGUGUCCAAAGUUAGGUCCUGCGUCAUCAUGUUGGAUCUAGAAUGUGAUCAAUUGAUAACUGAGAUGUUUCAACAUUUCUUUAAAGCCAUAAGAGAUUAUCAUCCAGAGAAUAUCUUCACAUCCAUGGAGACAAUUAUGACUGUUGUAUUAGAUGAAAGUGAAGCUAUCUCUCCAGAACUGCUUACCAUCCUUUUGGCUAGUGUGAAAAGGAACAAUGAGGAGUUUCUGCCAGUUUCGACGAAAUUGGGGGAGAGAGUAUUUGAGAGAUGUUCAGUCAAGCUUAAACCUUACCUGAUACGAAGUUUAAAAUCUUCGGGGAUUUCUUUGGAUGAUUAUAGUGAGGUUGUCACUUCUGUGUGCAAAUGGACUGGUGGUCCUACCGGUCAUAAUAGUGACAGUACCUGUGUCGACCAGUCGGUGGCAAUAGAUGUUGCCGGCGGGACAAGUCUUGAAGAAGAAAAUCCCGAUGUCAAAGUAUUGCCCAAGUCAAUUUUGAGUAAUGGCGUCAACGAGACUGGUAAUGGAGUAAUUUUGACUGAUGUAGAUUUCAAAAAGGCAGGAUCUUUUGAUGCUAAAUUGACAUCCGAGACCGAGUCUGAUGAUUUGGCUGCUCAAAAACAAACGAAUUCAGAGUCUAAUCCAGAGCAAGCUGCUGAGCAAAGAGGAAAAAGACCUUGCUCUUCAAAUAAUUCAACGGAAAUUUCUGGUAUUGGUGACAACGAAAGAGGAGUGGAGCAACUGCCAGUUCACCUAGGCAGUCGGGGUAAAGAUGUGGAAACCGUUGAGGCUGAAAAACCAUUGGAUAAAGUAAAAGAGACCAGGAUUCAGCUUUCUCUGUCAAAAGCAUCUGAGAGAAAAGAUGUAAAUGUUGCAUUUCCAUCUCCAACUGGCAUUCUUCCUGACGAGAGUCGUCCAAAGAAGGCUGGUCGGCCAAAAAAGAAAGAGAUCUUGGUUAAAAACAAGAGAGUAUCUGUUGAUGCUGCAUCUAAGAAGGCAUCUGAUGGAGCAAGUGAUUCAGAAAUGAAGAAGCACAGGCGCUUUGGAAAACGAGAACCUGCUGAGAUUCCUGAGAAUCAAGUGUUGGCUGAGGAAGAUACACGUGAAGAUAGCACCACAAGUCAGUCAGAAGCAAACUCGCCAAAUCAGAUAGAUGAUAAAGUGGGUGCUAAUAAUGAAAUGAAGGCUGUAUCCUCAUCAAAGAAUGCAGAUGUCAAAAAGCGUGAGCAUGUAAAAGCUAGAGUAGAUAAAGAUAAAUUGAAAUCCUCUGCCAAAGAUGAUGCCAAAGACAUGGUUGCUUCUCUGAGCUCUCCAAAAAAAUCAACUAAUGUUGAAAACAAUCGGGAAGAAACUCCAAGAAUGAGUACCAAGAGAAAGGGUACUCCAGGCACAGACAAAGCAUCCGGGACUAGAGAGUCCGGUAAGAACUUGGUUGGUUCGAAAGUUAAAGUCUGGUGGCCCAAAGAUCGCAUGUUUUAUGAAGGUAUUAUUGAUUCUUUUGAUUCUGUCAAAAAGAUGCACAAGAUAUUGUACAAUGAUGGAGAUGAAGAGAAAUUAAAUCUCAGAAAAGAACGGUGGGAAUUUGUUGAUAAUAGUUCUGUGGUAGAUGCGGGGCAACCAGUUGAAUUUGCAAGUACUGAUACUCCCUCUGAAAUGCAAACAAAGAAAGCUAAAAUAAAUCCUGAAGCAUCAAGUAAAGAUGGAAAGAUGAAGCUUUCACAUAAAAGUAAAUUGAAAAACACGGGAACUUCAGGCCAUAAAUCUACGAAUGCUGCCAAACCUGACCCUAAGGUUGACGAUGAAACCUCAAGUUCUGGUGGUAAAUCUGAAGAUGAUACCAGUGGUAAAUCUAAAAAUCUGUCUCAGAAACUGAGUGGUAAAUCUGUUGAUGAUUCCCAAAAAGCAUCAGGCAAAUCUAAAGAUGUUGAUACAUCUAAGAUUUCUGGUCGUUCUAAGCAAGACAGACAAAAGACCCCCAAUUCUAAUGGUAAGGGCAACACAAAAUCGAGUCUGCCGAAGUCGAAAGAAACUGAUGGUAUGAAGGAAAAAGCAACCGAUUCUGGGAAAAUGUCAGAAAUCAAGAAGGGAAAAUCGCAAGAUAAAUCCAAGGCACCAGAAAGCGAUACAAAUAGUGGAAAGAAGCGUAGAAGAUCUUGA
Molecule: messenger RNA, 2529 nt
Organism: Fraxinus pennsylvanica
Lineage: Eukaryota; Viridiplantae; Streptophyta; Magnoliopsida; Lamiales; Oleaceae
Source: the annotation of a GenBank genome assembly